Molecule: messenger RNA, 1940 nt
Organism: Vombatus ursinus (common wombat)
Lineage: Eukaryota; Metazoa; Chordata; Mammalia; Diprotodontia; Vombatidae
Product: poly(U)-specific endoribonuclease-like
Molecular function (GO): RNA endonuclease activity
Source: RefSeq, a predicted model, not a curated record
CCCAUGGCGCCGCCCAGAACGAGUUGCCCACCACUCUGCUCGGCUCUGUUCAGAUCGCUGGACCCCCUCCUGCCUGCCGGAGCUGCCAGCACAGCCUGGGAAGCCGCACCCCUUCCCUCCCCUGGCCCCGCCUUCGAAGAGGGCGGGGCCGAGACAGCUCCGAAGGAUGGCCAGGGGUCCGGGCGACACCGAGGGCGAGGGGAUCAGGCGGCUGGGAGGCCCGGCACGGGGCUACCCCAUCCCAGCCUCAGCUUCCCCACCUGCGGAAUGGGAGAGUCUGCGCAACAAAGGCUGGUUUUAAAUCACGAACUCUCCAAACUUUUUAACCAACUGUGGGAUGCUGACGUUAACCGCUUUGGGCCCGGCAGAGACUACACCAUCUCCCUGCAGGGGAAGGCAGACUUUGUCCCCCAAGGUGUCCACAGAACCGUCGACCAUGCUUCUCAGGCUCUCUUCCUCUGGGUGAAUGAGAGUCGGUUACGGAGCACCAAGACCUUUGCAGCUUUUAUCUCCCUUUUGGAUAACUAUGAGACGUCAACAGGAGUAGCAGAAGUCGUGACCCCGGAGGAGGAAGCAGAAAAUAACCGAUUCUUGGAUGCUGUCUUAGAGACAGAGGUGAUGAAGCUCGCCCAUCAGUAUCUGGUGGGAAAAAAUUGGUCCAAGCCCAGCCUGGUGGAUUUCAGGGCUCAGCUCUACAGAAUCUGGUUCCAGCUGUACACUCGGGAGGGCCGCCAGGGGCCUGAUUCUUGUGGUUUUGAGCACGUGUUUGUGGGUGAAACCCGGCGAGGACAGGACAUCCUGGGUUUCCAUAACUGGGUCCAGUUCUACCUUCAGGAGAAGCGGGGAAAUAUCGAUUACAAAGGUUACGUGGCCAGAAGGCACAAGAGUCGGCCUGAUGAAGAUGACCAGGUGCUGAACCUUCAGUUUAGCUGGAAGGGUUUGGUGAAACCUGUGGGCAGCACCUUCCUGGGCGUGAGCCCUGAGUUCGAAUUUGCCCUCUUCACCAUUGUGUUCCUGCAGUCCCAGGAAAAGGUCACUCGGGUGCUCGUCCGCAUUGAGGAGUACGAGCUGCAGCUAGUGGUCUACCGCCAUGGCCGCCACAUUGGCUCUGCCUACCCUAUCCUGCUCAGCAGCAACAAUGAGGACCUCUACUGAGCUGGGCUGGGGGCUGGGCAUCCCAAACUGCAGGGAUCGUGAGGAAAGCCUUCUUCACAGAAGUCUUUGGUCAUUCAUUAGGGUCAGAAUACAAAGAGGGGCACAAGCCAUUGUCUAGUGGAAUGGACCCUACUACUUGGGAGGACAGAGGUCCUCAGUUCUGGCCUCUACUUUGUACUAUGUGCCCUCUUGAACAAGUUAGGGCUAAUCUCCACCUGUAAACAUGGAACUGUUCUCCUCAGAUCUGAAAAUUUCUGUACUAAGGCCCCUUCGAGCUUUGACGUCCCCUGUUCCUUUUCCAAAGGCUAGGUAGUAUAACUGAGAUUUCUGCUGCUUCAUUCAGACUCGCUUCCCGAAGCCUGCUUGGAGGUAGUUCUUGCCAACUUUUCUGGAGAACAGAGCUGAAAGGGCCCUAGGGGCCACCUGUUUAAUCCUUCCAUUUUAUAGCAAAAGUGAGGCUGAGAGAGGGCAAAUGCCCGAGGUCACACAGCAAACUAGAGGUAGAGCCUGGAGCCCCAGACUCCUGGUCCAACACCCCUUCUCCGGCAUCGGCCACAUUCUGGAAAGGCCGAUGUCCUCUAAGGACUAGCCUCAGGCAAAGUUUCUGAGGUGCCGUCCAAUGGGAGUUCAGGAGCUGUGUCUGUUCUUUUAAUGCUGAACCUAAAGCAAGAGAGUGAGCCCUUCCCUUUGCAGCUGAAUAGAAAAGGAUUGUCCAUGAAACUCUCUUAUGUACACUUUACCUUUUUAAAAAAUGUCUACAAUAAAUUCAACAUGAGACUUUCAAA